AUGGCUUAUCACAAAGUCAGUGGUGACCAGAAGGCUCAGUACCUAGACAAUGAGGACCUCCAAGCCACCACACUUGAACUGGAAUGGGACAUGGAGAAAGAACUGGAAGAAUUGGGCUUCGACCAUUUCCAGGUGGAUGGGGGAGUCCAUCAACAAGCGGGGAGCAUGCAAAACACGAACGUUGACCUGGAGCCCAUCCAGCCAUCAGUGUCUCCUAAAGGACAGUUUCAGAGGCUUCAAGAGGACCCUGAUUAUGUCACCCAUUAUACAAGACCCCCACCAAAGAGCAGCCGCUGCAGUUUUUGCCGGAUGUUUAAGCUUUUUUGCACUGCUACGUGUUUAUUAUUUUCGGGGAUUUUGAUAGGUUAUUAUGGUCAUGACAAAUGCCCUUCUUUGCCGGUGUCUCCAGAACCAAGUCAUCCUCACCUUGACCAGGACAUUCUUGGAGAAAUCAAAGCGAAAAAUCUUACACAGAUUUUCAGAGAUUUGAUAGAGUUGCCCCAGAAAGAAGACGGAGCGAUUGUGACCAAGCUCCUUGCUCAGUGGUCAUCCUAUGGCCUUGAAGACAUCCAGCUCGUAAAUUACUCUGUCCUGCUUGACCUGCCGGGCUCUUCACCAAAUACAGUGGCUCUGAAAAGUACGGGCGAAUGUUUUUUUCCUAGUGGCCAGCCGUGUAACAAUGAGGCCCAAAAGCUUCAUAGUCAAGACCUUCUGUGCUCCUAUGCCGCUUACUCUGCCAAAGGAACUCUCACGGGUGAAGUUGUAGAUGUGCAGUACGGAACUGUGGAAGAUUUGCUCAGGAUUCCAGACAUCUCCAAUGUCACCCACAAAAUUGCCCUUUUGAAACUGGGUCAUUUGCCGUUGCUCUAUAAGCUUUCUCUGCUAGAAGAGAUGGGCUUUGGAGGUGCUCUUCUUUACAUUGAUCCUUGUGAUUUACCAAAGGCACAAAACCUCAGCAAUAAAGCAUUUAUGGUCUCCUUGAACAGUGGAGGUGAUCCUUCGACACCUGGGUACCCAAGUAUUGAUGGAAGCUAUAAACAGAACCGAUCAAACCUCACUUCUCUAUUCGUCCAGCCUAUUUCUGCGAUGCUAGCGAGAAAGCUGCUGUCUUCCCCUAAGGAAGGUGUUGAAAAUGAAGCAUGCAGGCCGCUGGAAUUGCCUGAGACAGAAAGAAAAGUUGUCAUUCUGAAUGUUUAUACUCAGCCAACAUACAAGACAGUGUCUAAUGUUAUAGGGUAUAUAAAAGGUGGAGCACUUCCUGAUAGAUACAUCAUUGUUGGCAGCCAUCACAGCAGCUUACCUGGUUACAGCAGCCAGCGGUGGGCUCACGGCGCCACAGUCAUGACAGCCCUCAUUCAAGCCCUGAUGCGGAAAGUGAAGAAAGGCUGGAGGCCAGAUCGAACUAUAAUUUUUUGCUCAUGGGGAGAAACGGCAUUUGGCAAAAUUGGCUCCUAUGAAUGGGCAGAGGAUCUCAGGAAAGUUCUCGAGAGAAACGCGGUGGCCUACGUGAGUCUUCAUGAUCCCAUAAGAGGCAACGCGAUUUUACACUCAGUAGCAUCCCCUUCCCUUCAGCAACUGGCGACCGAGGCAAGAAAGAGACAGAACUUCAGCUGUGUGGGGUACGAGAGAUGCAUAGGAUCCAAUGUCAGUUCCAUACAGAUGCAAGGCGAUUCCGAUUAUUUCAUCAACCAUCUCGGGGUCCCAGCGGUGCAGUUUUCCUAUGAGGAUUCUACAGCAUCGGAGACUCCAAGCUUUCUUUCUGAAGCCCUUUUUCCUGAAGAUUCAACACUAUCCUGGGAUCUGGAUGCUUCCGUUCACCUGCAUGAACACAUCGCUAAGCUGACGGGAGAAGUAAUUUUGCAAAUUGCCAGCAAUCCAGUCUUGCCGUUUAAUGCUCUGGAUGUUGCGCUAGAAGUUCAGAAGAGCCUAAAAGAUGAUCAUCUGGAUACUGAACAGUUGCUGGUGAUGGCUUCUUCUCUGCGAGAGAGCGCACAGUUGUUCCAGUCAGACGAAAUGCGCCCAGCUAAUGACCCGAAAGAAAGAGCCCCCACCCGUGUCAGAAUGCUGAAUGACGUACUGCAGAGUCUGGAGAAAAACUUCCUAGUUCAACAAGUUCCUCCAGGAUUCUACAGAAACAUCCUUUACAAACUGGAUGAGAGGACGCGCCAAUUUUCAGUACUGCUGGAGGCGGUCAAACACAGCAAGCUGCAUCAUUCAAACGGAACUCUUCGGGCAGCCCUGUCAAAAGUCCUCGACAGCUUCAAUUCCGCUCAGGUUUAUCUCAAAGCAGGGCUAGAUGUCUUUGAGGACGUUCUGGUGGGGGGCCGUUGAGGAAAAGGCACUCCUUGACCUUUCUCACACAUGAACCCAUACUCCAGAACUUUGUUUACAUUUUGCAGCACAAAACUUUGAGCUGGACCAAAGUUUCUGUCAGGUGAAAAG
Sphaerodactylus townsendi is the source of this 2442-nucleotide messenger RNA. It is a transcript of the gene NAALADL2, whose product is annotated as N-acetylated alpha-linked acidic dipeptidase like 2. The record is from RefSeq and is a predicted model, not a curated record. Lineage: Eukaryota; Metazoa; Chordata; Lepidosauria; Squamata; Sphaerodactylidae. The transcript has 13 exons. Bases 1 to 2331 code for a protein of 776 amino acids.